Daldinia caldariorum is the source of this 3447-nucleotide messenger RNA. RefSeq lists its product as uncharacterized. The transcript is spliced from 4 exons. The coding region runs from base 471 to 3044 and encodes 857 amino acids. Gene Ontology annotation, molecular function: DNA binding; DNA-binding transcription factor activity, RNA polymerase II-specific; zinc ion binding. Gene Ontology annotation, cellular component: nucleus. Gene Ontology annotation, biological process: DNA-templated transcription. The record is from RefSeq and is a predicted model, not a curated record. Lineage: Eukaryota; Fungi; Ascomycota; Sordariomycetes; Xylariales; Hypoxylaceae.
GGUCCCGUUGCCCAUCGACCCGCCGCAAAAUUCUUUUUCCAACUCCCUCUUCCACACCCGCACGGGCAGCUGAUUUGAUCCUUUCAAACUCGAAACUUUUUCCCGUCUCAGGACCGAGGAUUAAAAAAGUCUGGGUUAAAAAAAAAAAAAGAGACACGUCGGCUAUUCAAGUUCUUCCUCCUCCGCUUCUGGGCAAACCCGGAACUCGUCGAUCUAUUUUCCAUCCCCAUUUUAUUGGAAUUCGUUGCUGGUAACGAAGCAAUAUAGAUUACUAAAUUACGCGACUCUAUCUUCCACCGUGUGCAUCAUUGUUAUUCUCAGCAGCGAAUAAAAAGGCAACAUCCUGUUUAUUACAGUCGCGUCAAUUUUCGCCCGAGUCCGUGUCUAGCACAAGUAGUACUGCAUUGUGAAGCAUCGCGUUGUUAUCCGUCUCGUAGACUCCAACACGUCUUAAGGGAAGACUGGUCACGAUGCCCGACAUAGAUCCCAUGCUCGAAGACCCAAAGCCCGAAGUUCGGGACGAAACUGUUGGCAUACAAGAAUAUCCAGUGCCCACAACAAAUGGUCAAGAUAGUACGGCAGUUUAUAACGAAUCAACUUCGGACCACCAACAUGCACAACCUGAAAACGGUGAUCCCUCGACUCCUCGCCAACAGGAUGUCCGUCCGUCUAUUACAAGUGCCGAAGAGUUGCAACUCGCUGCUCAGCUUAGCCAAGGUCUCAGCCAAGGCAUGUCCACAUUACCUCUCGAUCCUAACGAAGACCCGAACCUUCGAAAUGUAAUAGCUCAGCCCGAUGUUCACGACCCUCAACUUCAGCAGCAGGAUGGUCAAAUGCACCAUGACCAGAUACCGGAACAUGAGAACCACAUAGAGAACCACAUAGAGAAUCAUAUCCACGAGCAGCACAAUGAUCAAUUGACCCAUGGUGAUCACCCUAUGGACACCCACGAUCCUUCUAUUCCCCAUGGCGACCAGCCCUUACAAGACCAACAGCCCCAACAUGAAUAUCUACCGCAACAGCACCCACAGGAACACCACCAGAUACACUUAGCACCACAACAGCCUCACCCGCAUCAACAUCCCCCUCACAUACAACCCCAGAGCACGAUGGAGCAGUUAGCCCAGCACUACGCUGCUCAGGCCUCGGCUAUACCGGACGGCAUACCUCCAAGAAAACGGUCCAAAGUGUCUCGGGCUUGUGAUGAAUGCCGCAGAAAAAAGGUGAAGUGUGAUGCUGUUUCAGAAAAUGGUGACGAACCUUGUUCGAACUGCCGCCGUUCAGCAAUUCGUUGUCUUUUCAGCAGAAUCCCGCAGAAGCGUGGUCCUAGCAAAGGCUAUAUCAAGGAGCUAGCAGAUCGCAUACAUCACAUCGAAGGUAAAUUAGCGAGCGAAGGGGGCAAUGUGGAUAGCCUGAGUGAGCUUUUGAACGGUGCUAGAAGAGAUUCGGCUGAUAUCUUCGGCACACCUGGACAUUCGGAAGAGAAUAGUCGUAAAAGGCCGUAUUCAAAUAUGUCUGGCGGCGAAUUAGCAACGCCCAUGAUCUCACGACAGGGAACGUGGAGUUCAGAACCACGACCGAUCCAGCCUUACCAGACCCCCUCGGGGAAUUUCAGGGCACCCCCAUAUUCUGCUAACAGAUUGGCACCCCAACCUUUGCCCAAGCCUGAUGCAGGUACACCUUCCCGUCUAGGGGCUGUCAUAGACACAGUGCCACUUGAUCUCGACCACAAUGGUGCAACCCGUGAACUAGACGAGGGUGCGUUUAAUGGCUAUCUCAAUGUAGUUCAUUCGUGCUUUCCUUUGCUUGCAGCAAGUAAAGCUCGUGUUGAGAGCCAAUUAGCGCAGUGUCCACCUCUUCUCCGGGACGCCUUCGUUGAGGCACUUUAUGGUACUAUGCAGUCUUGUGUUUCGAUCCCUGGCCUGUAUACUAAUGUCGACAUUGGCUCUGGUACACGGAUGAUAACGGAGUGGGAAUCUGACCCGACUCCGCGUACGCCAGUCAUGAAUCUGAUUCAUCUUCAAACACUCAUACUGACGGUCCUUGCAACUGAUAACUACGGUCCCCCGUCACUGAAAGGUGAGCAUGGAGGCCCGUCCAAGGCUUCGGUUUUGGGACGCGCCGUAGGUCUAGCCUAUUCGAUGAGGCUUCAUCUUUUGGGUCUAGAGACAAGCGUUGAUGCUCCUCUAGAACCUGAUUCAGAUGAAAAUAUCGCAACUCGAGCUUGGUGGACAUUAGUCAUGUUGGACCGCUGGAAUGCUAUCGGGACCGCAAGUCCGUUGUUUAUACCGCACGAGAGUGUAGUUAUUCUGCCUAGUCUGCAGUCGGUUCUAGGCGAAAACGUGUAUCACUUAGCACGGUUGUCGAACAUUCUUGGCCACAUCGCACCAGUCGCUUUGGCUUCCCCCAAGGUACUGUCUCCUGAGUCAGGUGCAGCACCCAUCUUGAGUUCUUUCAUCAACCUUUCGAUGGAGCUCUUCCGGGAGAUUCUGCCUCAAGGCAUUACACCCUCUUCGCAUCCUGUAUUACAUAUGGUUUACUAUCAUUGUAGGUUACUUGCGUAUCUCUUUCAGACCAACGCAACAUCAUCCGAUAUCCUGUGGCCGUGCAAGGAGACGGUGGGCCUCUUACUUACCAAUACACAACUCCUGACGCCGUUGAACCAUCAUUUCUUCUGCCUCACGGCGCUAUCUCUCCUCGAGCUAGUCAAGGUCGAAGAAACUCACGACGAAGCCACAUCGCUCCUAAGGCAGCUUCUGGAUUCAAACCUUGCUCCGUCGACAUGGGAUGCGGUUAUACGUGACCGUAUAGCGGAGCAAAUUCGGCCUUCUACUGCCCAGGCCGCAGCAAACCAAAGCUUACAGCACCUUGCGGAUUUGGCUACGGCAACAGAAUCCGAAGCUCCUAAGCCGGAGAAGGGUUCGGAUUCCGCGUCUCUCAGGACAAGCGAUAAUUAUAAUAACGUUGGAUUUGACCCCCGGGUACUGACUCGAGGUGGCUACUUAAAUGUUUUGACUGAAACUCAGCCAUUUAUGAUGCGAUAGUAUAGCAUCUGUCCUAUUACGUCGCCCGGAACUAUAAGUCGAUACGUACCAAUAGGAGUAAGGUGGUUUCGCUCUCCGAGAUAUCCAAUGGCAAACCGCUUGACACAAUCUCCACUUCCCGAUACAUACCUAGGUAUGGGCUGUUUGCCAGAUGGUCCAUGUUUUUGGCAUUCAAGGAAUAGACGGCGAGCAAGGUCUACUGUUUCAAUAAGGAAAGUCGCCAUUCUUAAUUUAAAAGAAAGUCGAACAUUCCUCGUUUCUCAAACCUCGGUAUGGUGCUAUAAACUCGAUGCAAUCGGUGGUAUCGGCUCAGAGGUGGAGUUGCUUCAUCCAGCCUCAUAAAAAAAGGCCAGGCGGGUUACAUUAGUGAUUCAUAUUAAUGACAACCACGAUAAAUAUGUUA